This is a messenger RNA of Clupea harengus (Atlantic herring), 1257 nucleotides long. RefSeq names its product cytochrome c oxidase copper chaperone COX11 (gene cox11). Gene Ontology annotation, cellular component: mitochondrial inner membrane. The record is from RefSeq and is a predicted model, not a curated record. Gene Ontology annotation, molecular function: copper ion binding. NCBI's taxonomy places the organism in Eukaryota, Metazoa, Chordata, Actinopteri, Clupeiformes, Clupeidae.
UUGGGGGAACUAAUGUCACCCGUCUCCGUUUCCCACGGAUGAUUUACCCAGGAGGACCUUCCAUAAGGGUGUUUUGUAAGGGUUUACAGAAGGGUGUUGGGUAAGGUGAGUGAGCAAACCCCUUCCCAUUGGAGUGCUCUGCGUGAUCCCCCAGACAGUUAUGCUGCUGCCGGCGAUCCUGCGGGAGUGCUGUUCCAAGCACGGCCUGCAGGUGGCGACCAGCGCCCGCUCCUGCAUCCGGACCCACAGCUGGAGAGAGCUCCACUCAAUCCCGGGGGCCUCUCUCCUCCGCAGGGAGGGCCGCAGCGGGCCGCUGCACUCGUUCACGGACGCGUUCCUGCUGCGUCGGGCGCCGCCGCCGCGGCUGCACCUCCAGAGCAGGGGCGCCAAGACCAGGAAGAGCCACAAACAGGCGCAGGAGGAGGACUGGAGGCGGCGGAACAAGACGGUGCUGACCUACAUCGCUGCUGCGGGCGUGGGAAUGAUUGGCAUAUCCUACGCCGCCGUGCCACUCUACCGCCUCUACUGCCAGGCGACGGGGCUGGGUGGCACGGCGGUGGCGGGUCACGACACUGAGCAGGUGGCCAACAUGACGCCCGUCAAGGAGCGGGUCAUCAAAGUGACCUUCAACGCAGAUGUGCACGCCAGCAUGCAGUGGAACUUCCGACCGCAACAGACAGAGAUUUAUGUGGUGCCUGGAGAGACGGCUCUGGCCUUCUAUCGAGCGUUUAACCCCACAGAUAAGCCUGUCAUCGGAAUCUCCACCUACAAUGUGGUGCCCUUCGAUGCCGGACAGUACUUCAACAAAAUACAGUGCUUCUGUUUUGAGGAGCAGCGUCUGAACCCUAAAGAGGAGGUGGACAUGCCCGUGUUCUUCUACAUCGACCCGGAGUUCGACCUGGACCCCCGCAUGGCACGCGUGGACACCAUCACGCUCUCCUACACCUUCUUCGAGGCCAAGGAGGGGCAGACGCUCCCCGUGCCAGGGUACAGCUAAAGAACCCCUCCCUGUCAAUCACAGACCCUUCACGCUGUAUUUAAUACGAGCAGGAGAAGGAGAGACAAUGCUUCUAAUUACUGAGGAAAAGAUGGGGACUGCCUGGUCCAACACAAUGAAAUUCUUGAUGCAAUGUUGCCCUCUGAUGGCCUCCUUGUGUAACACUCAUGGUGACGAGUUUGACUGGGAGCUCGCAUGCUUGUGGAGCAGAGUGUGUGUGUUCUCCCUCAUAAGGGAGUGAAUAAAGUGAUUUCAGCUGA